Messenger RNA from Elaeis guineensis (African oil palm), 931 nucleotides. RefSeq names its product 21 kDa protein. Gene Ontology annotation, biological process: negative regulation of catalytic activity. Gene Ontology annotation, molecular function: enzyme inhibitor activity. The record is from RefSeq and is a predicted model, not a curated record. NCBI's taxonomy places the organism in Eukaryota, Viridiplantae, Streptophyta, Magnoliopsida, Arecales, Arecaceae.
GCCCCGCCCAUUCUCUCCACUAUAUAAGAGGAGUCUAGGAGCGGUCAUAGUCCCCCCAAACCACUUGGAAACAAUCACUAACCAUCCCUAUCCUCAACCGUGUUCCUGGUCCUCCUAACACUGUUGCUGUCACCACCAUACAAGAAGAAACAAAUGGCACGUUACAGUAGCACCUAUUUUCCUUCCUGCUAUGCCACUGCUGCCCUCACCACUCUGCUCAUCUUUGGUUCCUUUGGUUUCCAUGGGAUGACAACAUGCAGUGCAGCGAGAAUUCACAUCCACAAGAAAGCAAGCACAAACUUCAUCGCCACCAAGUGCAGCACCACAACCAACCCACGCCUCUGCGUCGACACGCUCGCAUCCCAUGCCAGCACGAUCCAGGACAACCCCUCGCUACUCGCCCGGACCGCCAUCUCGGUGUGCCUGGCCAGCGCGCAGAGCACAUCGGCCGUGCUGUCGAGCCAGUCAACCACUGGGGGCUUGGGUGCCGGAGACGCGGGUGCGGUCGGUGACUGCAAGACCACCAUGGGAGACUCCGCGGACAAGCUCCAGAAGUCCCUGGACGCGAUGGGGAGCCUCAGAGGAAAGAAAGGAAUUAAUGACAUACAAACCUGGAUGAGCACGGCGCUGACGGACGUAGCCAUGUGCAGGGAGGGGUUGGAGGCGAGCAACAUGGAUGGUAGCGUCAAGAGUAGUAUUGUGAACGCUGAACAGCUCACAAGCAUUGCUUUGGCUUUUGUCAAUGGUCUGAGCCCUGUGUCUCCAUGAUGCUGCUAGGAGUUGUUUAGCUAGCAAAGGCAGUAUAUGCGUUGAUGCAUACGCUUUAACGUUUACCUGUGCAAGGGUUCUGUUGUAGCGUAUAACUAAUGUUUCAAAGUAUAUAUUUAAUGGAUUAAUUCUAGUUCAAAGCCUCUGAAUGCAGAGCUAUCUA